Molecule: messenger RNA, 8062 nt
Organism: Helicoverpa armigera (cotton bollworm)
Lineage: Eukaryota; Metazoa; Arthropoda; Insecta; Lepidoptera; Noctuidae
Gene: Meltrin
Product: disintegrin and metalloproteinase domain-containing protein adm-2
Exons: 17
Coding region: 206-4975 (1589 amino acids)
Biological process (GO): membrane protein ectodomain proteolysis
Molecular function (GO): metalloendopeptidase activity
Source: RefSeq, a predicted model, not a curated record
UCUGUGACGUCCGUGCGUCUGUCAUUACAAUUUGUUGUAUUUUUUGUUUCUGACAAAAGUCACGAAGUCAAAGCAAGCUGAGCUUGUGUUCGAUGUGGACUAGUGUUUAUUGAAUGAUGUGCAGUGCCUUGUUGCUUGGACAUGCAACUUAUCUUUUAAGUAACAUGUUUGUUUUCUAGCUUCGUUCGCUGGUCUCGUGUGAACUAUGUCACAAAUAACUUUUCGUGUUAAAAUGUUUAGUGAUAAUGUUUGUGUUUUGUGCUUGGUGCAUUUAUUAAUAUUAUUAGCACUGACAAAGAGCGCUGCGGAAGCUCAGGAACCAAGACAGCCAGCAUUAGACUUUAACAAGCACAAAUUAAUUCAGCCUAUAGUCCAUCAUGGAAGAACAAAAAGAGAGAUAUCUUCAACGAGAGACACGAGCGGUGCACAUCAUUCAGAGGUGACAGUGACAGUCCCUAUAGAUGGCCAGGAGUACAUCCUGGACCUGAGACUGAACCACGACUUAGUGACGGACAACCAUGUACUUAGGUACCAGAAGAAUGGCAAGACUGUCACUUACAAACCUACGAAAGAGGAUAUAGACUUAUGUCAAUACUCAGGCUCGGUGAGGGGCAAGCCUGGUUCCUGGGUAGCAGUGUCUACGUGCCAUGGUAUACGGGGGAUCGUGUUCGACGGAGAAAGGAUGAAAUAUAUCGAACCGGCUGAAGGUCCAGAAAUACAAUCGAACCACUACAUCUACGACCAUGGGGAUCUGAAUAAUGAGUACCACUGCGGUUAUGAAGGCGGAGUGACGCACAAUGCUAGCUAUGACCCGGAACUCUUUCACAAGUACCACAGAGAGAAGGAUAUGCAGAAGAGUCGGAUUACCAGGUACAAAAGAAACGCAGACGACACAGAAGUCCGCGGGCCUUACAACGCGAACAAACUAUCUCGGUAUGUCGAGUUAGUGCUAGUUGCAGACAACCGGGAGUAUAAAGCUAAUGGCGAGAACAUACAGACUGUGUAUCGGCAGAUGAAGGAUGUCGCUAAUAUUAUUAAUUCGGUAUACUCCCCACUGAACAUUUUCAUAGCCCUAGUAGGUGUAGUGGUGUGGUCGGAAAAUGAUGAGAUUGUUCUAGAAGAAAACGGAGAUAGAACGCUCAAUAACUUCUUAGGGUAUCGGAAGUCGGUACUCGUUAAGGAUAUACCUAAUGACAAUGCUCAGUUGUUAACACGGCAAAAAUUCACUGAUGGAGUUGUAGGCAAAGCUUUAAAAGGUCCGAUAUGUACGUACGAAUUCUCUGGGGGGGUUUCCACCAACCAUUCCGAGGUCAUAGGCCUAGUAGCCACUACUAUUGCUCACGAAAUGGGACAUAACUUCGGCAUGGAACAUGAUACUGAUGAUUUGUGUCAAUGUCCUGAUGCUAAAUGUAUUAUGAGCCCUUCUAGUACUUCGGUUACGCCGAUACACUGGUCGUCUUGUAGUUUGAAUUCGUUGGCCUUGGCUUUUGAGAGGGGCAUGGAUUAUUGUCUAAGGAACAAACCGAAGCGUCUAUUCGAAUCCCCAACAUGCGGCAAUGGUUUUGUCGAGCCUGGUGAACAAUGUGACUGUGGGACCCUGGCUGACCCCACGGCGUACAGCCCGUGCCACGCGUGCUGCGAGCCUGGCACGUGCAUGCUGCGCUCCAACGCCACCUGCGGCGCCGGCAUGUGCUGCGACCUGCAGACGUGUCGUCCUAAAGCGGCGGGCACAGUAUGCAGGUCAGCGGACCGAGAGUGUGACCUACCCGAAUAUUGUACCGGCCACUCGGAGUAUUGUCCCGAUGAUGUGUACAAGAUGGACACUACCAACUGCGGGAAGGAUGGAGAGAAGGCGUACUGCGUCCGCGGUUCCUGUCGCUCUCACACUGACCAGUGUCGUCUACUGUGGGGAACGACCGGCGAGAGCUCGCACGAAAAGUGUUAUUACAGCACCAAUGUUAAAGGAAACAAGAGCGGCAACUGUGGUUACGACCGUCUAAACGUGGCAUACAAACAGUGCAAUGUACGCGACGCGUUGUGCGGCACGCUACAGUGUCGGCACCUCAACGAGCGCCUCGAGUUCGGCAUGGAGUCCGUCGCCACGCUCGCUGCCGUCUUCAUCAAUAACAAUGGCACGAUAAUACCAUGUCGGACGGCCAUCAUAGAUUUGGGUCUGAGCGAAGUGGACCCUGGUUUAGUUCCCGACGGAGCCAAGUGUGGCGAAGAUAUGAUGUGCUUGAAGCAACGUUGCAUCCCAGUGCAGAUGGAAAGAGAUAGAAUAGCCAAGAUGGAGUCGUCUGUCUGUCCCUCCAACUGCUCAGGUCAUGGUGUCUGUAAUUCUGCCGGUCACUGUCACUGCGAGGCGGGAUUCGCGCCGCCACUGUGCGCGUUGCCGGGUCCGGGUGGAUCAUUUGAUUCGGGUCCAGCUACUGAUCCUACUAUCCAACGCAACUUCAUGGUGGCUAUGUACGUGAUCUUCCUGGGCAUCAUACCUGCAAUCCUAUUGGUGCUCUUCCUCAUCUACUACUCUCGUCACAACGUGCUGCUCUGGUGGAAGAAACCGCGCAAAUCGGCCCCAUCGCCAAAGAAAGCAAGCUUACAACACCGACUAUCGCGCAGCGCAAGUAAAUUCGCCGCCAAUUUCCAAAACAGUACUCAAAAUAACGCUCAGCCCGUCAACGUUCAUACAUUGUCUAACCCUGACGAUAUGAGCUCCAGUCUUCUACGAAGUGACUCCGACCGAAGCCCCCCUGGUAAUAUUAACCCUUCUGUUAAUUUCUUCGGCAAUUUCAAAGGAUUUUCACUCACCCCCAUAGAAAAGAACGCCCCCACAGAGAAAGAUGAAACUGAGGUCCCCAUAACUCAUAAACCUGUCAAAAGUAUCGCUGAAAGUCUAAACAAAAGUGCAAAAAUCACGCCCGUACAUAGAAGCGGGAGCAACAGUCAGAGUAUUGUCAACCAAGGAGUUUUAAAACCCGUUCUAAGAAGCGCCCCACCGUUACCCGUAGUUCCUUCUACAGCUAAAACCAGCCCAAAGACAAGUCCCUCAGUUAAACGCACAAACAGCACUGUGCAGAACAAAAUUAAAGCUUUAAUGAGUAAUGAGAAAACUGAGGAUGUUACUCCGCCCGUGGUUGCUAAUCCACCUCCGAGACCAGUUAUAUCCAGUCCCAUUCUAGAAGCUUCUACGUGUACGGCUAAAGAACUUAUAUCUCCCCUACAAGGGUCUAAGACUUUGGGGCCUAUAAGAGCGGCCCCUACGGUACCUAUAACCCCAGAUUUUCCAAAAAGACCUUUGAGCAUGCAUUCCGCCGGUGUGCCUCAAAAACCUCUUCCUGAGGAACCGAAAAAAGUUAAAGAAGGGAUAUCAUUAAACCGCAUAGCAUCAUUCUUGAAACAUGAUAAGCAUGAUAAACCGAAAGAAAAAGAGAGGAAUCCAGUCGAAAGAAGUCACUCGUUACCUAAAAACCCGAAUCACCAAGUUAAAGUUUCAAAAGUCGAUAAAGGGGCUUUGAGAAACUUGCAGAUUUCCAAUCCAAUACUGCAAAAAGAGAUUGAAUUACCAGUCAAAUCCGUUUCGGUGGUCUCAGAUUCUGAAGAUGGGGAUGAUCCAAAGGCCUUUGUGAAUCGAGCUCAAAGUAUGCGAGCCCCAGCCAGUCAGAAGCCUGUCUUGCAAAGCUUUGGUUCUAUGAGAGCGGCGCCACCGGCUCCUAGGCCCUUAUCUGUAGUGGGGAGACCCACCGCCCCUCCACCGCCUUUACCAAAUCACUCCGACCCUAUCCCACCACCACCGAACCCAAAACCACAGCCUGAAAUCAAGCAGACAGAUUACGUCGACUGCAUAGAAGAAAAACAGGCACCUUUAGCUCAUAUAGCUGAAGAAUCUAUGGACAACAUCUACGCGGUUAUUGAAGAGAGUCCUGAGAAACGUUCGAAGCCCUUACCUGGGGUUCCGCAACCCGUUAAAACGAUCCCACAACCACCUCCCGAGGGGUACAAUACUCCUAAAGUAAUCCCUUCAAACUCCGGCAGUACUGAAAGUAUGGGAUUACUCGGAGAGAUUGUAAACGAAAUUCAAAAUCGUAACUUCGAGUCUAUAUACUCAGCUUCAACUCUUUCUAGAAAGAAAGAGAAGGAAAGAAAGGCAAAGGCUGCAGCUGAAAAUAAAGAUAACAAUAGAGAUAGUACGUACAUGAAUUCGGAACAUUAUAAAACGCCUGAGAGUGUUUAUAGCAAUUCUGGCGCCAAAUCUAACGUGUCUACGACUAGUAGUGGAUACUUACAUCCAUCAGCGGUCAACGUACCUACUUAUUUAAAAAAGGAUGAGCCCAAAGAAGAAGAUAAGGCCCCGCCCCUUCCGGGACCUAAUUCUAAGAUCCCAACGUUUUCAAGACAAGUGACCCCACCUGCUCUCAAAAGCACAUCCACGUUCAAAAACGUGCCACAAUCGCCAAAGGUCAUCAAAAAUUCUAACUUAACUCCUAAAAUAAUGAACAGCCCAGACCUAGUUUCGAGCUGUACAUUACCUGAAGCAAAGAAUGUUAAACCACCUGACGUGAUAAACAAUAAUAAACUGCCAAAUGAUACAAAGGCGACUACAAAGCCAGCAGUGACGGCUAAGCCUAAUGACAACCGACCUCCUUUAAGGCCGGCGCCCACAGAACCUAAGAAACCGAACAAAAUCACGCCACCACUCAAACCAGUUAACUCAAACUCUAACUUAAACAAAGUGACAGAUAAAACUCCGCCCGCGAACCGUGCCAUUUCAAAAGUAGACUCCGUCAAAGCUAUAGCGGACAACUUAAAUAAGAACAAACCUAAGGUAGUUCCCAAACCCCCCACAGUCGUCCAAAGGACGGAUAACAAGCCUAACCAAACAAAACUGACGGCUAAACCAUCGAAUGUUGCCAGUUUACAGCAGAAAUUCGAAAAUAGAAAGUCGUUAGGCAAAGAGGUUGCCGUUACAAAAAAAUGAAAGUUUACAAAUGGCGUGUAAUUUAAUUGAGUUAUCUAGUCUGUAAAUAUAUUUAAAUGGCCAUUAGCACAGAAGACUCGGUAUCGUAACAAAGUAUGUAAGGAUCUGAUUUAACGAAGAAUAGAAACGAUUGACGAAAUCGUAUGUAGGUAUUGAAUUUGGUUUGGUUUUGCAAUGGCUGGUUAUAGUGUAAGUUGCUUGUCCAAAAAAUGUUUGAUUGCGUUUAGAUAUGGCUCUUAAAUUAUAAUAAUUUUGAAAUCGCCUUAUUUAAAGAUAAAAGUAUAUGUUGCUGAGCUUUAUAAACGGUGAAAGCAAUAUUUAGAAAACAUCGUUUAUCGAAAUUUUGUCAGGAACUUUUUUUGACUGAGCCAUAUUCGAUAGCAGCUGUUUCAUUAAGUAUUACAAAGAUUGUACUCAUUGUCCGAAAAGAAUGUUCAAAGUAAUAAAUAGUCGAGUAAUUAAGGUUAAAAGAACGAGAAUGGAAAGCAAAGAAAUUAUUUUUAUGACUUAUUACUGCUUCACUUACGAAUAUAGGCAUAAAACGAAAGUGUUCAUAUUUUGUAAUAACGAAACGCAAUUUUGACGGUAAGAAUUAUCUGUUCAUAUAUGUAGAGUAUAUUUCUAGAUAUUUGUAUGUAUUUUAUUGAAAACUCUAUGGUGGUAUGUGUUGAGGUUUUAGCACAAUUUUCAGCUUAGUGUCGUCUUAACAUCGCAUAAUACAUUUGUCUUCAAAAAAAUAUAACACAAUAUAUUGAGUUUUUGAACAUGGGUUUGUAGCCAAACCAUCUACUUAACUUAUCUUGCACACAAAUGAUAAAAUAAGGGUGAAGGAUAAACCGUAAUUCCUUCAAUGACGCUCACUCCUUCUCUGUAUGAGAAGAAGCCUGUGCACUGCAGUGGGACAAUAAAAGGGCUUAUGAUGUUACUACUUAUAGCGUGGUGGCUAGUGGCUACUUACACAUUGUGGGCAAUGAAGGCAAGUGUGUGCCAACCCUUAUAUCAAAACAAAACGAUGUUAAUACGUCACAAAGUUGAAAUGUGCUUUCACCUUUAACCUAUCGAUUAAAUAUAAACUAAGAGAUCUCUGUAAAUAUUAUUAUUAGGCUAGUUCUAUUCCCUAAAGUUAGGUAUGAUAAAUGAGAAGUGUCUUAUGGUACAUAAUGCUUAAUUCGUAUUUUUAUAAAGACUAUAGUGUUUGAGAUUUAUAGAGAAUUUGUGUCUUUGCUAUGUUAGUAUGUCGCCGUGUAAAUAUUAAAAUAUUUUCACUCAAAUUACAAGAAUUAAAAAAUUGUAUCGUCAACUAUUGUAAUUGUAAAUAGGGGUGAUUUAAAAUAGUCAUAAGUUUUUCUUAAAUGAUAAAAAUCGUUCUUUUCUAAACAAAAACGAAGUUGGGUUCCGCAAUACGCAACUUUUUUUAACGAUAUCUGUUUCCAAUAACCUUUUUUGGCUAUAAUAAGUUUUUCAAUUUUUUGUCUACUUUGAAAUACUAGUAUGGACUAAUUCUUUGUAUCGACUUAAUUUUCAUUUUGAAGUCUAUGUCAUUUUCAGAAUCUUGGUUAGCGAGACUUGGCUGGGGCACUCCCGUGCCCCCAGAUUCCUUUCUUUUCCCCGCUUAUACAUUACCUUUCUAUUUACACAGCGACAUGCAAAGGCACGUAUUUAGUUGUGAGUGUUGAUGCUUUACGGAUAAUUUAUAUAAACCCGUUCUUAUUCCACUAUAUAAAUGGUGCUACAGCAACUCAGACAUGCUUACCGAAUAUAUAAUAUUAUAACAUAUUUUUAUAGUAUUGAAAUCUGAUCAUUUCUAUCUAUUUAUGGCAGGAUUGUGGUCAGAAUUUUAUGACACUACUAAUUUAAAUAAGGAUUAUUGGCAGCUCAAAAAUUGAUUGACUACAUUAUUUGCAUGAAAGACUCAAAAAGGUUGAUUUAUAAUAAUAAUUUUGUACAAAAUUCUGACCAUGGCCCUACCAAUAACAUGCUUUAAUUGGUAUAAUGCAAUAAUUUAUAAAUAAAUAAAUGCAUAAUAACGUCCAUAGUUGUAAUCACUGCCACAGCUUGGUACAAACUCUAUGGUGCUGGAUUGUCGCAAAUAAAACCUCAAUUUAUUGUCCAAGUUUGUUGAUGUAAUGUAAGCAAUAGUUUUGUUGGCGUAUGAACAGAAAUAUAAUAAUUAGAUAAAUUAUUUCAUGCAUAAUACAGUUGUUGAUAGCUAAAAACAGAAAAUAGGUCAGAAAUAUAUUCUUUAAUUUUUUCCCAACAACUAUAAUUUAUAUAGAUUGAUGUUACAGCCAACUGGAAUAGCUAGGCCCUUUGACUGGACAGCGUCAUUCAACCACACGUAUAUUCGUUUAGCCAAUUGGCUGCAAUAUAUUUUCUGCAAAAAUGAUAUUUAUGUAUUGAUUGAUUAAAUUAAAAAAAAUGAUUAAUACUGAGAAUCAUAAUUCCGCAACAAAAAUAAAUUGUUUAUUAAACAGCAUAUUUAUUGAACUGUGGAAAUAAUAUUUUUGACUUGGAUGUUUUGGUAAGUCCAGAAGAGACGACAAAUCAUAAGAUUUUUUGUAUGUUUAUGUAUUUCACAACAGUAAAUACCUCAUUUCGAAAACUAGCAUUUGUUGAAACUGUUUGUGCGUACUGGUAUUAAAUUAAAAAUUAAAAAAAUUGGCAUAAUCAUUACUUUCAUAUCAAACGUGUUUGUGUUUGUAUUCAUAUUUAUUUUGUCUUUCGCAAAUGUGUCGCUAUCGUAUAGUUGUGAUAAUUUACAUAAGUUUUGAAUGAGAAGUACAUAAAUACUUGUAAAUAUAACCAAAGAAAUUUAUGUAAGGAACCCGGUACGCAUCUUGUAUUCUUAGCUUAUUUCCUCUUUGGUCUAAAGUUUACGUAAUGUGUUGCUAGAGGAAAAAACGUAUGCUGAAUGAAAAUGGCAAAGUCUAUUCAUAAAGUUAGCCUUUAUUUUUAUUCCAAGACUGUGAAUUAUUAUAAUUAUUGUAUUGAAUUAUUAUAUCAAAAUUAGUUUCUAAAAGCUAGUUGAAUACUUCAUUUUUCCUUUAUUAUUACAUGAAAAAAAAAGAAAUAAAAAUAUUUCAUGAA